This is a messenger RNA of Blastomyces dermatitidis ER-3, 2179 nucleotides long. Its product is annotated as solute carrier family 29 (equilibrative nucleoside transporter), member 4. Gene Ontology annotation, cellular component: plasma membrane; fungal-type vacuole membrane. The record is from RefSeq and is a predicted model, not a curated record. The transcript has 2 exons. The coding region runs from base 127 to 1566 and encodes 479 amino acids. Gene Ontology annotation, biological process: nucleoside transmembrane transport. Gene Ontology annotation, molecular function: nucleobase transmembrane transporter activity; nicotinamide riboside transmembrane transporter activity. Lineage: Eukaryota; Fungi; Ascomycota; Eurotiomycetes; Onygenales; Ajellomycetaceae.
AUAUACAUACCUAUAUAUACAGAUAGGUAUAUAUAUAUGCACUGCGUGGCCAUCUUCCAAUGAUGCUUUGAUAACAACUGUCCCAACAACCACUUGACAACUGUUUGCACACCUCUCCGGCUAACAAUGCUGGAAAACCGCCUGAGGAGCCUGCUUACCCGACGUCGACAGCAGUCGUACGAGCAAUUGCGGGACGAAGCUGAUGUAAAUGAGAUUGAAGAUGGAAGCUCAUAUAGCGAUAGUGGGAGAGGCCACCAGCUGGAUGACUGUACGGCCUCGCCGUUCUCAUGGCUUGAAUACUCGAUCCUGUUCUGGAUGGGCGUGAAUAUGCUCUGGGCUUGGAACAUGUUUCUGGCCGCGGCUCCAUACUUCCAGCUCCGAUUCACAUCCAACAGCUGGGUGUUGACCAACUUCCAAUCAUGUAUCCUUUCCGUCUCAUGCGUCACAAACCUAUCAUCUGUCCUUGUCCUGGCUAAAUUGCAGAAAAAUGCAUCUUAUCCCCGCCGCAUCAUUUGGUCCCUCACCCUUAACAUAGCUGUUUUCACCCUGUUAGCCCUCUCUGCCGUUCUAUUUCGUGACGUCUCCAUCCCUGUCUACUUCACCUUCCUGCUUUUCAUGGUGUUUGGCGCCAGUCUUGCAACCGGAUUUAAUCAGAAUGGGAUGUUCGCUUUUGCCUCCGGAUUUGGGCGGGCCGAAUAUACACAGGCUCUCAUGGCAGGGCAGGGCGUAGCAGGUGUUUUGCCAUGUAUUGUCCAGAUCGUUUCCGUCCUCGCCGUCCCAGAGCAAAGUGAGACCGUGAGCGAUCAGGUGGUUCAAUACAAAUCAUCCAAAUCCGCAUUCGCCUUCUUCAUCACCGCGACUCUAGUAUCUGCCCUUGCAUUGUGUGCCUUUCUCUACCUUAUCAACCGCCAAAGGAAAUCAACCCCCCUCUUGAAGAACCCAAUCGCCGCUAGGCCUGACGACGAAGAAGAACUCGAACCCACCACCGUCAACAGUCAACCCAAAAAUCCAGUACCGCUUUGGCUCCUCUUCCAAAAACUCCGUUGGAUGGCGCUGGCCGUCUUCCUCUGCUUUGCCGUCACAAUGGCCUACCCAAUUUUCACCAACCAAAUCCAAAGCGUUAGAAACACGAACCCCACCACGACGACAGGAGGUCAACAAAUCCCCCGACUCUUCCAACCCCCCAUCUUCAUCCCACUGGCCCUCCUAUUCUGGAACUCCGGCGACCUUGUCGGCCGCCUCAUAGUCCUCAUACCCCAAAUAAGUCUAACACACCGGCCCUUCUUACUAUUCCUCUUCUCCAUAGCCCGCUUCUCCUUCAUCCCCAUCUACAUGCUCUGCAAUAUAAACGGGCGCGGCGCCUGGAUAAACAGCGAUGUCUUUUACCUAGUCGUCGCGCAGUUUCUCUUCGGCGUGUCGAAUGGGUAUCUUGCUGGAGCGUGUAUGAUGGGUGCGGCUGAGUGGGUGGCUGUCGAGGAGCGGGAGGCUGCGGGCGGAUUUAUGGGCUUUAUGCUCGUUGCUGGGUUGACGUUGGGGAGUUUGCUGAGUUUUUUGGUUGCUAAUUAGUUUUCGUUUUCUAAUCUGCUAGCCUGUUUUGAUCUUCAUUAAGCUCCUGGUUUAAACUAUGUACCUUAUUAUGACUAUUACGACUGGACCUGGGCCGCUUCUCACGUUAUUUCUUUAUCGUUAGAAUCCCUCAGAUUCUCCCUCUCACAUAUUUUAUUUCACCGUACCCCUGUUUAUAUCAUGGUCGUCACUGUGGGCGUCGAUGCUGCUAUUAUAGAUGAGCAAGACAAGGCUGCUUGCGUUUCGUGUCCGAAUAUGGCCUUAUCGGACUGAAGGUAGCCACUGAUCUUGAAGAAUUACUAGAUAGUUAAAUUUGCAUAUAGACUCUAUCGAUGAACAACUAGCCUAGAAAAUGAAUAAAUCUAUAUAUGCUAAUUCAUACAACAUCGCUCUCUCUCUCACAAACACACAUAAAAGUUCAAGUCGAGAGAAGAUCAUAGUAAGUUGCUUGGGGGAGGUUAGGGAAACGGUAUGGAUGUCAUGUUUUUUGUGCUUGAUAGAUAGACUGAUUGAUGUGUUGAUCUGAUCGGCUAAAGUGGUGAAGACGAGAGGAGAAUUGGGUUGGGAGGAGUGGGGAGUAGAAAUGGAGAAUGUAAGGGUUCAGGGUUGGCGU